UUGUUCUCCUGCCACUUCUCCCUCGGGUUCUCCCCCCUAUCUAGGUACUGUUUGCGAAAUCGCAGCACACUUCUGAAAACUCACCUCCGCCCCUCCACGACACCCUCGAGGACGCCGGAGAAGAUGGCCGGAUUCAAAGAGUCCUCCAUCAAGGAGAUAGCCUCCGAGGACGAGUGGCGUUCCCACGUCGCGUCGCUGCCCUCGUCCACCCUCCUCAUCAUCUCCUUCCACGCGCCCUGGGCCGCGCCCUGCGCCACCAUGUCUGCCGCCCUCGGCGCCCUCGUGCAGGACUACCCCGUCACCGACCCGCUGUCGACGAGCUGGGUUUCGAUCAACGCCGAGGAGCUCAGCGACAUCUCCGAAACGUACGACGUCACCGCCGUGCCCUACCUCGUCCUGCAGCGCAACGACAAGGUCGUCGAGACCGUCAGCGGCAGCAACGUCGUGUUGGUCCGCGAGGCCAUCGAGCGCCACGCCGCGAACCCCGAUGGCAACCCCACCACCCUCGCCAAGGCGGACGGCGCAAUAACCGCCGCCGCCGCCUCGUCCGCUCCGGCCGCAUCGGUGCCCGCGCCCGCGCCAGACGAGGUCGAGACCGCGACGGCCGACCCCGAGAAGGCGGAAGAGGAGCUGUUCAAGCGGCUCGGCGAGCUCGUCAAGGCGGCCCCCGUGAUGCUGUUCAUGAAGGGAACGCCGAGCGCGCCGCAGUGCGGCUUCUCGCGGCGGCUGGUGGGCCUUCUGCGCGAGAGAAGCGUUAAGUACGGCUUCUUCAACAUCCUCGCGGACGACGAGGUCCGGCAGGGCCUCAAGAAGUUUGCUGAGUGGCCCACCUACCCGCAGCUGUGGGUCGACGGCGAGCUCGUCGGCGGUCUGGACAUCGUUAAGGAGGAGCUAGAGAACAACCCCGACUUCCUGAAGGCGCACAGUGUCGCCACGGAGGGGAGCGUCGCCGCCGCCUGAAGAGUGCCGUUUGAGAAGCGGACACCCGCUCUCAACGAGCGGGGGGUAGGAGGGCAAAAGGAACGGAAUCAAAGCAAGGGAACCACCUUCGUGAUCGACACAAUGCUCAUAUGCAGCGGCAUGCGACGUACCGCCACGUCGGCCUAGGAACGCGUACAUACACACGGAACAUAUACCGAUGCCACGGCAACGGCCCAUCGCGGCCGCUGCUAGAGAGGGAAGCGUGUGUUGCCAAACCGUUCGGUGGAAUUAGCACUGGGAUAGAGUCGGGACUAGGGCGGCGGGGAUACGGUAAUCCGCAAAAUAUCAGUCUCUGGGUUUCGUUUUCCUCCCUGAUUUUUUCUUCCGCUGUGUUUAUUUUAUGAUUAUUAUUUUACACUAAAACAUCUCCCGGUCCGCUUCCGCAAGACAAACCUUCGGAGGGCUUGGGGCAGGGGAGGACGGAAACGGAACGGCCGAAAUCAUCUGCUUA
Messenger RNA from Durotheca rogersii, 1432 nucleotides. RefSeq names its product thioredoxin-like protein. Gene Ontology annotation, molecular function: 2 iron, 2 sulfur cluster binding. Lineage: Eukaryota; Fungi; Ascomycota; Sordariomycetes; Xylariales; Xylariaceae. The record is from RefSeq and is a predicted model, not a curated record. The coding region runs from base 124 to 960 and encodes 278 amino acids. The transcript has 2 exons.